AUGUACAGUCGUGGGUUUGAGGAUUGGCACGCCAGCAGUCGUCGCGAGAACGGCGAUGCCGGCGCCAGCGUCAUUGCUCUUGCCGACCUGGCCCGCAUCCGUGUGUGGACCCGCCGCGACCCCAGCUAUCGCAGUGAAAGCGGCAGCGAUGCUUGCUCUGUGCGCAGCAACAGCAUCAGCGAUCUGGCCAUCUCCGUGGAUGACGAUGCCGCUCUUCGCGAGGCCCGCCUUUCCCUGUCGGAGAGCCAAGAGCAAGCCAUCAUCCUGACGACGACCCAAACAGUAAACGAGCACCGACCACGACCGCGCGCCCUCUCGAUCAAUCGCAAGUCGCCGCCGCCCCAUCCCACCUUUUUGAGCCGACGCUCCUCACUCCGCAACAGGCGCCCAUCAUUGCCCAGCGCGCCCCCGUGCCAUGUACAGCGUCGAUCAAUACGCGUCCUGCCCGCCUUGCCGAACAUUUCGGCUUUUUGA
Messenger RNA from Monosiga brevicollis MX1, 474 nucleotides. RefSeq lists its product as uncharacterized. The transcript has a single exon. NCBI's taxonomy places the organism in Eukaryota, Choanoflagellata, Craspedida, Salpingoecidae. The coding region runs from base 1 to 474 and encodes 157 amino acids. The record is from RefSeq and is a predicted model, not a curated record.